Messenger RNA from Durotheca rogersii, 1273 nucleotides. Its product is annotated as serine hydrolase FSH. The transcript has 4 exons. Gene Ontology annotation, cellular component: cytoplasm; nucleus. NCBI's taxonomy places the organism in Eukaryota, Fungi, Ascomycota, Sordariomycetes, Xylariales, Xylariaceae. The record is from RefSeq and is a predicted model, not a curated record. The coding region runs from base 214 to 966 and encodes 250 amino acids.
GGGUCUCAGUUACGGAUGGAAGAUAUCCAGUAACUGACACGUAAACUCACACGUAAUCGUCUGAAGUUCUCCUGACCUUCAAAAUGGGGGGAGCAUUCUUGCUACAACUCGCUGCUCUCCACGCCCAUAUCUUAUGGCUGGGUAUCCGCGCGUUCUCUCCCAACUCGGUGUAACUCGGUGCGUGGCUCCUACAAUCCACCCACGUCCUGCAACAUGAAGUUCAUGUGUCUGCCAGGCGCAUAUGGAAGCGCAGAUAAAUUCCAGGUUCAACUAGCACCACUCGUCAAUGAGUUGAUGUCUGACGGCUCGGCCUCAUUCCGCUUUAUCGACGCACCAUGUGAAGCCGUGCCCCCUAAGGGCUUCGAGGACUUCUUCGGAAAGCCUCCCUACUACCGGUUCAUCGAGCCCGACGAGAAGGAGACGCAGGAUACCGACGUCCUAUCUCGUAUUCGAGACUUCCCCGAGUGCGACACGGCCGAGGACACUAUGAGAGAACUCAUGAAAGAAGGCGUCGCGAGCAGCGUCAUCAGCACGAACCGAGCUAUUCAGUAUCUCUUCGACAUCAUGGAGAAAGAAGGCCCCUUCGAGGGUAUCAUUGGGUACUCCGAGGGGGCUACCGUCGCCGCGACAUUUGUCCUCGCUGAGCAGAAGAGGGCCGAGGAGGCGGGAAGAGAACCCAUGAUUAAGUGUGGUAUCUUCUUCGCCGGCUGGCCGCCUCUCGACCCUACCACGUACGCCAUGGUACUCGCGGAUGAAUCCGACCUCAUGAUCAACAUCCACACCUGUCACAUCAUCGGUUCCCUCGAUCCCUACGUUGCCGGUUCCAUGGCUCUGUAUAACACGUGUGAGGCGGAUACCGCGUACAUCUUCGACCACGGCAAGGGUCACACACUCCCGAGAGACAAAGGUACUAUAAAAGAACUUGGAGGGGUAAUUCGCAGUAUGAUGGUAGAGGCUUCAGCAUAAAGCCUCGUAUCCUUCGCACGAUAGAUUGCGACUUAGAUUAUGGUUUUGGUUAAUUCUCCUAGCAUCGGUAGAUACCAGCAUAUGUAGUAGGCUCUGUCUGUAUAUCUCUGUCUGUAUCUUUCUCUCUCUCUCUCAUGCUAGGUGUAACAUGAUAUUACCGCGUUCCAUCUCCAUAGUCGUGGCGCGAAGUAGAGGUGGUGCGGAUUAGAAAAUUCCAUGCAUCAUUGCGAAUGGUUCGUUUCCUCGCAAGGAUGUAAGCUCGCGAGCCCGUGUCAAGCAGCCCCCCCCCCCCCCCUCUACGAGAAGG